GCCAUAUUGAGUGUGGCAGGAAGAGCAGAGAGGCCCGCGCGCUCCCGGCCGGCCGCGAUUGCCAGCAUCUGUCACCGUCCCCGCCGCUCCUGGGGUCUGAGAGUCCUUGCCCUCGCUGUUUGCUCGCUGGAGCUCCCACUUACAUGUUUGAAGAUCUCAUCCUCUCACACUGCUGUCGGAGGCUGCUGGCUGUUUCAGCCCUUGGUGCCUUGCCAGCGGUGGCAGGAGUGCAGAAGCCCACCCCACAAGGCAGAGGGGCUCAGCCCUGGCAGCCUGUGCCCCAUGUCCCUCCGCGAGCACGCGCUGUCCCUGUUCCGCGGCGCCCUGGGCACCGUCCGCCCCGCUCCCAUGCUGAGGAGGGCUCUGAAGCUCCAGGGAGAUGGGAGCCCUCAGCUGCUGGUCAAGGGCCAGGCCUUUCCACUGAAGAGGGACCACCUGUACCUGGUGGGUUUUGGAAAAGCUGUGCUGGGGAUGGCUGCAGCAGCAGAAGAGAUCCUGGGAGAGCACCUCACUCGGGGGAUUAUCAAUGUGCCACUGGGGAUCCAGGAGAGCCUGCAGCGAGCAGGAAUGCAGGAGAUGCUGCUGAAGCCACACAGCAGAAUCCAGGUCAUCGAAGGUGCCAAGAACAACCUCCCAGAUGCAGAGGCUCUGAAGGGAGCAGUUGCCAUCCAGGAGCUGGCUGAGGGUCUGACUGCAGAUGACCUGCUCCUUGUGCUCAUCUCAGGGGGUGGAUCAGCCCUCCUGCCUGCUCCCAUCCCUCCCAUCCUGCUGGAGGAGAAGGAGAAGCUCACAAAGCUGUUGGCUUCCCGAGGAGCUGCCAUACAGGAGCUGAACAUCGUCCGGAAGACUCUGUCUGUGCUGAAGGGUGGAGGGCUGGCCCAGCUGGCACAUCCUGCUCGGGUGGUGAGUCUCAUCCUGUCUGAUGUGAUAGGUGACCCCCUGGACAUCAUAGCGAGUGGGCCCACUGCUCCCAGCUCCCACAGUGUCCAAGACUGCCUUCAGAUACUCACCAAAUACAACCUGCUGCACAGCCUGCCCAAGUCAGUGGAAAUGGUUCUCUCCAGCUCUCCCACCAAGCCCACUGCUCCAGAAAACUACUCCCACGUUUCCAACAUCAUCCUUGGCUCCAACAGGCUGGCUCUGGAGGAGGCCAGGCGCCAGGCUGAGGGCCUGGGCUAUGCAGCCCUGGUGCUGAGUGCAGCAGUGCAGGGGGAAGUGGGCCAUGUUGCCACCCUGUACUGCCAGCUGAUCCAGCUGCUCUGCCUGGGCUUCAGCAGCCUCGCAGAAGGGCCCCUGGGGGACGAGCUGAGGGGCAAUCUCCUGCAGCUGGCAGCAGAGCUGCAGAUCCCAGGCUUGCACCUGGAGGAGUUCCUACAGGCCCUGAGAGGAUUGGGGCCCGACAGACCAGUCUGCAUCCUGGCUGGUGGAGAAACCACAGUCCAGCUCCAAGGAACAGGAAAGGGAGGGAGAAACCAGGAGCUGGCCCUGCGUGUGGGGCUGGGGCUGCACAGGGCCCAGGCCACAGGAGCCAGCAGCCCCCAAGGGAGGUGUGAGAUCCUCUUCCUCAGUGGGGGAACAGACGGGCAGGAUGGGCCAACGGAGGCAGCAGGAGCCUUCUGCAGCCCAGGGCUGGUGGCUGAGGCACUUCAGGAGGGCCUGGAUGUGGAGGCCUUUCUCAGGAACAACGACUCCUACACGUUCUUCAGCCAGUUUCAAGGUGGGCAUCACCUCCUGGUGACAGGCUUGACAGGCACCAAUGUCAUGGACAUCCAGGCCAUUUUAAUUAGAGCCACGGAGAGAUCAUGAGAGCUCCCUCUGCAGACACCCAGAUGCACUUAAUUAGGAGCAGGAGUAAAUGAAAGCACCAAUGCUGUGGACAAAUGCAAACUACUUAAAUUAGGGCUCACUGUUGAGGCUGCCAGUGUCUUUGACAGAAAGAAUCCACUAAUUAGAUACAUCAGUGGACAUCCACAGCAAAAACAAGCACUUGUAAUUGGUGGGAUCAGAGGAAGGUAAGAGGUCACAUUACAGACAAGGAAACUGGAUUUAAGGCUUGUGACUGCUCCAGCUAUGGUUAAUUUAAGAGAUGUAGGGAAGUUGAGGCCAUUUGCAGGGCUACCAUGGAGAGCCCUUGCUGCACUGUUGCACUUGUGGUGCUCCCAGCUAAGAGCAGCUCAGCAGUGGGGUUUUAGGGGUCGACUGGAGCAAAUUACAGCAAGGCCUGCUCACAUGAAGCAUGGAGCUGCUGGGGGGAUGUGCUGGGAAGGGGACACCCAGCACCUGCUCCACAAGCCAGCACAGUGCCCUGCAGCUCUUCCCACAGCAGGGUACUGAGAUGACAAGAGACCCCAGGCCCAGCAGGAUGCACAGCAGGAGUGUGGCUAAGAAGCACAUUGGCACAGAGAAGUUCUUGAUACUGGCUGGGUGACACAAGCAGUGCACAGUGACAAAGAGGACGACAUACCUUCACUGUACAGUGUAAGGAUGGGGAUGAAUGAAGCGCAGUGACAAGCCAUCUGUGUGGAGUCCUCCUCCAGCCUCCUUUCCUCCACAGCAACAUCUUCCCUGCUGGUCCCUGUUGGGAGAGCCUGUGUGCCAGCAGCUUGUAUGCUAUGAGCUUUCAUGGUGUUGUUUUCCAGCUGUAGAAAACUGUCGUGCAUCCAGCCUGAGCCACUGACCUUUCCUCUGCACUGAGGCAGAAGUUGCUGUCAUUCUGAUUAACUCUGCUAAUUCCACAGAACAAAAGACAAGGAAACCUUCGUGCUCAGCUCUCCUGACCCAUACUGCUGAGCUGAUCAAAGGGCAGAUCUGCCAGAGCUGUGCUCUGACAGGAAGCUGCUCCCCCCACAUGCACGAGGACACAGUUUUUGUCACCUACUGCAGUGUGGUAUGCGGGAGAGCAGAGAUGAGCUCGGUUUCCCAGGACAGGGAGCUCACAGUGGGGCUGGAUUUCAGGAGGGCUUUGCCUGCAGCAACAGGCACACUGACGGUUUGGCUGGGUAUUCAAAGGGCUUUAGCUCAGCAGCCAGGAUGACCCAGCACGUCCAACUCCUUUUGAAUAUCCGUCUGUUUGUUACAGAGCCUAAGUGGGAGCUGAGCUCCUUUGAAAAUCCAGCUCUAAUGUAAUAGGACACGCUUGACUCAGACUCUUUCCAGACAGCCCGACCUACUCCGUGUGCCUGAUCUCAUCUCGUGACAUAAAUACACCCUUGUGCCAACAGCCUGUGGUGUCUCACUGAACAGUCACUUGUUCUGCACCCCACUUCAAGGUGGAUCAGAGGGUGGGGUUUUGUGGAGGAUGCAAAACCUCCUAUUUUGGUUUUGAAGCCAGUAUCUAACAAGUAGGGAUAUCAGCAGGACCAUCGUGGGGCCUGCUGUCGAUGCCAGGCUGGCAGCUGGACAUUCUGGGCUACAGCCCAGGCUCAGAAUAAGGCACAACCCUGGGAAUUUCAAAACCCCACUCUUGCCCGGUGGUUUAAACUCAUCCAUGCAUCUCAUUUGUCCUCAGAGUCUGAAGGUCUUUUGUAACAUGCCUGAACUUGCUCACAGUGGCAAACAGCUCUGAGAUCUGCUGGGGAAAAUCUGCCAAGCAUUACAGAGCUCACUGUGCCCCCUGUAAUGUCAGGGGUGGUUGUGCAGGAGAAGCUGCUUUGUGCCCUGUGUUUUUCUCCAGAGGUCGCUGGCAGGUCGCCUGCUCCGUGCCCAGCAGGGCAGCUCCACGGGGCACUAACACGGGCAGCCACACAGCCACAGGUGUGGGCUGCAGCCAGGACAGCUGGGUGAGGCUGGCUCCACACUGCUGGGUGCUCCCUGGGCCAUUCUGCUGGCUCCACACUGCUGGGUGCUCCCUGGGCCAUUCUGCUGGCUCCACACUGCUGGGUGCUCCCUGGGCCACUCUGCUGGCUCCACACUGCUGGGUGCUCCCUGGGCCAUUCUGCUCCAGCAGAAUGCAGAGCGACUCCCUUUCAGGCUGGGGUGCCUGGCAGAAGGGUCACUUCAGCAGCAGACCAGUGUGCCAGCCUGGGCACACUGCCACCACUGCCACAGGGCCACCACAACCCCCUGCCCACAGCUCUGCCACACUGCUGAACACCACCCUGGACUUGGAGCUGCUGCUUGUGCUGCCUCCCAGUCAAUUCCAGAGGACCUUGGGCUAGUGCUGGCUGGCUUCUCCUGGGAAAUGCCUGCUCCAGGUAGCCCCAGCAGUGUCCUUGCUUCCUGAAUGGUGGCUUUUCAUAACGAUUAAAGAGUGUGUGUUGGGGAGGAGAGAAGUCUAAUAAAAGCUUUGUUGAAAGGAUGGAGCUGUUUGAAGUGCAUUUCCCAUCUACCUUUGCUUGGCUGCCAUAUAUGGAUUUUUGUUCUUGUCCUUUCUUUCCUAAUGAGGAGAUGACAGGCCAGGGGGAGGUUCAGCAAGAACACCCAGGCUACAGAAAUACUUCUCUGAUGCUUCUGCCUGGAUAACUCAAAGCUCCA
Molecule: messenger RNA, 4473 nt
Organism: Zonotrichia leucophrys gambelii
Lineage: Eukaryota; Metazoa; Chordata; Aves; Passeriformes; Passerellidae
Gene: GLYCTK
Product: glycerate kinase
Exons: 6
Coding region: 283-1806 (507 amino acids)
Biological process (GO): protein phosphorylation
Cellular component (GO): cytoplasm
Molecular function (GO): glycerate kinase activity
Source: RefSeq, a predicted model, not a curated record